UGUUCGUACUUCUUCCGGGUUAGGGCUCUCUCGCUCCUGGCAUGGUUUUCGGAUUUGUGUACCCACAUAACUUAAAACAUUGGAAAAUAAGAUGAGUUCUCAGAAAGGUAAUGUCUCUCGGUCGCGCGCCCAGAAGCAUCAAAACUCCUCUGCCUUCAAAAACGACAAGUACGGAGCGACUGUACAAGUGAAGAAGGCAAAAUCAAAGAUCCACGAUGGGCUCUGUCAACAUUGCAAGGGUGUUCUUGAGUGGAAAGUGAAGUACAACAAAUACAAGACACUAACACAGCCCCGAAAAUGUGUCAAGUGUUCUCAAAAGAAUGUGAAGGAUGCGUAUCACAUCAUUUGUAAGCCCUGUUCCCUUCAGCUAGAGAUCUGCUGCAAGUGUGGGAAGAAAGAGGACAUCGUUAUUCCAUUAAACUCACAAGUGGACAAGACAGACCAAGAAGAAGAUGGUGAGCAGAGAAAGAAAGGACAUGGACGAAGGAAGAAGGACACGGAUAACUUGGACAGUGAUGAUUGUGAUGAUGAUGAUGACUUAAGUGACUUCGGAGAUGACAAUGAUGAUGAUGAGGGAGAGGAUUUUGACUCAGUACCAAAGAAGUCACAGGACAAGUCUGAUGUGCUCCCAGAUGUAUCCCAAGUCCAUGUUAAAGACUAAAGAUAUUGAAAUGGA
This is a messenger RNA of Micropterus dolomieu (smallmouth bass), 676 nucleotides long. RefSeq names its product linkage group 21 C9orf85 homolog (gene lg21h9orf85). The transcript has 4 exons. The record is from RefSeq and is a predicted model, not a curated record. Bases 92 to 661 code for a protein of 189 amino acids. Lineage: Eukaryota; Metazoa; Chordata; Actinopteri; Centrarchiformes; Centrarchidae.